AUGUCAUACUUAGCCGCUCAAGUCGGCGUCGCCACCUCUGGUGUGACCGUUUUGGUCUUGAUCUUGGCCUUCGGCCACAUCUACACCGAUUUGAACAACACAUGGGCCGAGUUGGACCUUCAGAUGGACCAGUUCAAGGUUCAGACCGACGACCUCUGGGGUGAUAUGCUCAAGAUGGGAGCCGGAUCCCCAUCCAACCGUCAACGUCGUCAAGCCUACGGAGGCUACGGAGCUUCCGGCAACCAGCCCUCAUUCCCAGGAGGACCAUCCGGCCCAAGCGGACCAGGACCAAAGGGACCAGGUGGAGCUUCUCCACCAUGCGGACCAGCUGGAGGACCAGGUGCUCCACCAUGCGGACCAGGAGGCUCAGGACCAGGCGGCAACCCCAACUGCCAAUGCCAAUCCGAGAACAAGUGCCCAGAAGGACCAGCUGGACCACCCGGAGAAGCCGGACCAAACGGUCUGCCGGGUCUUCCAGGUAAGGACGGUAUUCCCGGUUUGGACGCCGAAGAUGUCAACGACCAACCACCACAAGGCUGCUUCAACUGCCCAGCUGGACCAACCGGAGCUCCAGGAGACGCUGGACGCCCAGGACCACGUGGUAUGCGCGGACCUAAAGGAAACCCAGGAUACCCAGGCCGUGACGGAUACCCAGGUACCCCCCGGAGACCAAGGACCACAAGGAACUCCAGGUAAGGUUUUGAAUUUCAAAAAUGGCAAGAUGUUGAUAUUUAAAAUUUUUUUUUAUUUUUUGAGGCUUACUGUAAAUUGUUAACAAAAUUUAAACAAAAAAGCAGUUUUUAAUACCUAAUCCCUUCAGGAGACGACGGAAAGGCCGGACCAGCCGGAGAGAAGGGAACCGACGCCGAGAAGCCAAUCGGCCGCAAGGGACCACGCGGAUCACCAGGAGAGCAAGGUCCAGAAGGACCACAAGGAGACAAGGGACAAGACGCUCCACCAGGCGAAGCCGGACCAAAGGGACAACCUGGACCACCCGGAUUCCAAGGACCAGCCGGACAGGACGGUGAAGAGGGAGGAGAAGGUCCAUCUGGUGCCCCAGGAAAGGACGCCGAGUACUGCCCAUGCCCACCAAGAGACGGUGGUAAGGGAGGUAACGGUGGCCCAAGCGGUAGCCACGGAGUCAACGGAAACGGCGCCGGAGCCGGAUCUGGAGCCUACAGACGCAGACGUAUCUAA
Molecule: messenger RNA, 1197 nt
Organism: Bursaphelenchus okinawaensis
Lineage: Eukaryota; Metazoa; Nematoda; Chromadorea; Rhabditida; Aphelenchoididae
Source: the annotation of a GenBank genome assembly